This is a messenger RNA of Paramecium sonneborni, 321 nucleotides long. NCBI's taxonomy places the organism in Eukaryota, Ciliophora, Oligohymenophorea, Peniculida, Parameciidae. The record is from the annotation of a GenBank genome assembly.
AUGAAUAGAAUGAAAGAAUUUAAAUAAGAAGCUGAAAUAUUAAAAUUAUUUUCUUCUUUCAAUAGUCAAUAUGAAAAAGAAGUACAAUUUAUUUUUAAAAAGGUUAAUUAAUGUGAUUUAGAUUACCCUACACAAAAAGAUCGAUACCUUUCGAUGGAUUUUCAAAGAGGAUUUUUACCCAAAGCAAUUCAUAGACGUAGAAAAGCAAAGAAGAAGAGCACAAAGAUAGUUAUUAACACUUAUAGAAUGGAUCCAAAAAAAAUAGACUAGGUCUUAGCUUAAACUGAAAAAAUUAAAUAAGUUGGAUAAUUUUUAUUGUGA